UUAGUUCAAAAGCAGGUUGAAACGGUAACAUAUUUAAUGUUUGUUUUUCUCCCCAAUUUGCAAAAAAACUCGAUAGACAAGAAGAAAGGAAAACCCUAGAAAAUAAGAAUCAAUGGCGAUUGCAAGAACAGGAGUUUUCGUCGAUGACUAUUUAGAAUAUGCAAGCACAUUACCAGCAGAGCUUCAAAGACUUCUUAACACCAUGAGGGAACUCGAUGAGAGGUCACAAGGAAUGAUAAAUCAGACAAGAGAGCAAACUAAGUACUGUUUAAGAUAUAACAGCUCUCAAGGAUCGAAAAAAGUUAGCCCAGAAGAAGAAGAAGCAACACUUGAAAAGAUGAAAAAAGAUAUAGAGUCUAGCCAAGACAGUGCAUUGAGUUUAUGCACUGAGAAAGUGCUGCUCGCUAAACAAGCAUAUGAUCUCAUAGACAGCCACGUGAAAAGGCUCGAUGAAGAUCUAAAUAACUUUGCAGAAGAUCUAAAGCUAGAAGGGAAAAUACCAAUAGAUGAGCCAGCAAUUCUUCCUCCACUGCCUUUAGUCCCAAAGGAUGAAAAGCGGAAGUCCUACUUUGGAACACCUCAAUCCAAGAGAUUUGAUUACAGAGACAGGGAUUGGGACCGAGAACGUGAUAGAGAUUUUGAGCUUAUGCCACCACCAGGCAGCCUUAAGAAGAGUGUUCCUGCACCGGUUGAUGUCGAUCAACCCAUUGAUCCAAAUGAACCAACCUACUGCGUCUGUCACCAGGUUUCUUUCGGCGACAUGAUUGCCUGUGACAAUGACAAUUGCCAAGGAGGUGAAUGGUUUCACUACUCUUGUGUUGGGCUCACACCAGAGACAAGAUUCAAAGGGAAGUGGUAUUGCCCAACCUGCAGAAUGCUCCCAUCUUGAUUGGGAAACCUUUUGUAUAAUAGCUUUUGCGCCUUUCCAUUGAAGAUAUGAAACAUGUCUGACUCGGGUAAAAAGUACAUCAGUCGUAUUUGACUCGGUUUGAUCUAUUUGUCAAAAUCUUUGUUUCUUGGAAUCCUCUGUCACUUUGUAAGAGUUUGAAUCCUGUAAUGCCUUUCGUGGUUACUUAUUACAUAUGGUUACUGUUGGCUCUAAUAGUUAAAUUUCCAACAUAGGAUCUUCA
Molecule: messenger RNA, 1130 nt
Organism: Papaver somniferum (opium poppy)
Lineage: Eukaryota; Viridiplantae; Streptophyta; Magnoliopsida; Ranunculales; Papaveraceae
Product: PHD finger protein ING2-like
Exons: 7
Coding region: 113-889 (258 amino acids)
Cellular component (GO): nucleus
Source: RefSeq, a predicted model, not a curated record